AUGGCUGAUUUUGGAUCCUUUGGAUCUUUUGAAUCCUUUGAAGAUAUGUUUGGUUGGGAUGACAGAAGAAACGCCAAUGGAAAAGCAACAAUUUGUUUAGAAAGGAAUGAUAAAUGUCAACUAGGUGGAAACUUCUCAUGUUGUAAAGGAUUAAGUUGUCAACAAAGUGGUAUCGGUAGUCAAAGACGAUGUGAAAUAUCCUCAUCACAGGUGUGUGUUAGUCCUGGACAAACGUGUUCAAAGCUUCCUACUUCUCGAAAAUGUUGUCAAUUCAAGAGAUGUGAGACUGUCAUGGGAAGAAAUAUCUGUGUAUAG
Lottia gigantea (owl limpet) is the source of this 315-nucleotide messenger RNA. RefSeq lists its product as hypothetical. The coding region runs from base 1 to 315 and encodes 104 amino acids. The record is from RefSeq and is a predicted model, not a curated record. The transcript is spliced from 3 exons. Lineage: Eukaryota; Metazoa; Mollusca; Gastropoda; Lottiidae.